AGAUUGCAGUCUUGUGGCUCCUGGAGGAGUCCUUGCCGUCGGGGAGGUCGCAAUGGUCUUUUGAGAAAGACUGGAGCCAUUAUGGUAUCCACGUACGUGUCUGCUGUGGACCAGACCACCAUCAGGUAUUACUCCAACACGCACGGUUGCUGGAUCCCUGCCAGGAUCGUGGCGACGGAUACGAAGACUGGCGCGAUCCAGAUAGAUAAAAAACCGGGCACUUGGUUGCAGUCUGACGACCCGCGGUUGUGCAAGGAUGCAUUUUGUGCAGAGCAGCCAGCCGAACGAUGUGGCGACGGCAUUGCUCACACCAAGACGGUUCAGAGACCCUCUGGCCUGACCGCUGCCUCCACGACCACGGGCGGAGCCGUGACUGCCUCGACGCCGAGUACACGUGUGUGGCCGCAGACUUCGGAGGUGACAGAGGCGAGGCGGGCCAUGACUUUGCCAGGCGACUGUGUGCGCUCGGAGAUGCUCGACGACACAAGGGUCGUAGAGAGAGUGGUGUUGCCCCCCGCGGCGCCAGCGCGCCCACCUGCGCAGGCGGCGUCAGCGGCGUGGCAGAAGGCCAAUGAUUGUGCUGGCAAUGUGGCGAGCUGCGCUUUGCUGGCAGGGUCAAUCCAGCCGCCUGGCGUGCGGCAGCAAGCGGACAGCCAGCCGGCAGUCCAGCCAGCCAGCGGUCCAGCAGUCCAGCCAGCAGCCAGCCAAUCUUGGCAGUGCGGCGAGCUGCGCUCGACCGCCGGCCCGCAGGCGGCUGCGGCGUAUCCGCAACCGCAGCCGCCGACGUGGCAGGCAGCACCCGCGGCCUCGCUGGCGCCGGCGCGCGACACCGUCGCUGCCGCGGCCGCGACCCCGAGGAGGCCCGCCGUGAUUUCAGAAGCCCCACCCCGCAGAUCCCCGCCCCUGGAGGAGACGCAGCAGGUCGGGGACCCCUGGCUGCGGACCCGGCGGGUCUCUGGAGCAUCGGCGCAGCCGGCCGCGCUCUCGGAGUUGCAGGCGGCGGCCGAGGCCUCUGCGGCCCCAGAGGCGGCGGCGGCGCUGGCGCAGGCGGCGACCGGAGCCUCGGCGCAGCCGGAGGCGGCCAAGGCCUCUGUGGAGGUGGGAGCGGCCGCCCACUGGAUUCCAGAAGCGGCGCCAGGAAGCGUCAGGUACCGGUGCCCAGUCUGCAACGAGUUGGUGGACUCCAUGACGAAGGCCGUCGAACACUGCGGGGCGACGGCCCUCCAGGGCGCGUCGCGCACAGUGGCGGAGGGCGGCCAGCCGACCGAAGGCGGGCCAGCGGCCUCGGAGGAGCCCGACAAUUUCCCCUCUGGCGAGUGCAUCGCGUACGACGGCAAAGGCAGGCCCACGAUCGUGCGGAAUGUUGACCCGGACACGGGUGCCGCGAGGACCUUCGUGCGGAACGAGGACGGCGAUCACUCCGUCUUCGGGGAGAACACUGUGGCCUCGCUCACACAGGCCACCGAGGAGAAGGCCUACGAGUGGGCUGCCGCUCUCAGCCAGCUGCAGGUCAGGGGCCUCACGCACGAGCUUGGCCAGAGACUGCUGAGCCAGUCCAGGCUGUACCACUCGAGGUUGAAAGAGCUGGAGAAGAUUGGCGACGUGCUUAAUUUCCAAUACUUUGGGCUGAGCCCCGACGCGACCGACAAGGACAUCGAUAAUGCGUACCGCCAGAAGGCGAGGCAGAUGCACCCGGACAAGAACGGCGGCACGGACGAGGCCAAGCAGAGGUUCCAGGGCAUGAAGGAGCGCUACGAGGCGAUCAAGAGGAGGCGCGACGCCCAGACGCCCCUGGGAGGCCCGGCGCCCGCGUGCGGGGACGGCGAGGCGUCGGCGCAGGCCCCCCCCCCGGGAGCGGACGGCUCGCCCCCCGCCCCUGAGGAGGCCGGGGCGGCGGGCGGCGGGGCCGCGGACGAGCCCGGGGGCCAGAAGAGCCCCAGGGCCUCCAAGGAGAAGACGCCGGGCAAGAUGGAGUACGACCCGGCGGACAAGGAGUCCGUGCUGGAGAACGUGGGGAAGAUGCUCGAACAGCUGAAGCACAUCGAUGCGCAGAUGGAGGUGCUCGUCGCCGAGCUGAACCGCGUCCGACAGCACGUGCCGCCGGGCGCCCUCGACUGA
Molecule: messenger RNA, 2118 nt
Organism: Prorocentrum cordatum
Lineage: Eukaryota; Dinophyceae; Prorocentrales; Prorocentraceae
Source: the annotation of a GenBank genome assembly